GGCCGUCGUCCUCCUCUUCCUCUUCUUCGGGCUCCGGCUGCAGUGUCGCAGAUCUUCGCAGUCGCCGGCAUUUCGCCCGAGAUUCGAACGGUUGAGCACCGGCAAAAACCCUGCGCCGAUAUGGUGGAAUCCGUCCCGUCGCCGUCGCCGCCGCCCCCGGCGCCGGCGCCGAGAUCGGCCGCGGAUCUGUUCUCGGACCCGCAGGACUCCCACCCGCUCUGGUUCAAGCCCUCCGCCUUCCUCUCCGGGGACUUCGACUCCGAGUCCUACAUCUCCGAGCUCCGCACCUUCGUCCCCUUCGACACCCUCCGGUCCGAGCUCCGGAGCCACCUCUCCUCCCUCAACCACGAGCUCAUCGACCUCAUCAACCGCGACUACAACGAUUUCGUCAACCUCAGCACCAAGCUCGUCGACGUGGACGCCGCGAUCGUGCGGAUGCGGGCCCCGCUUCUGGAGCUGCGGGACAAGAUCGAGGGGUUCCGGGGCAGCGUGGAGGGAUCGCUCGUCGCCCUGCGCAACGGCCUGAGGCAGCGGUCGGAGGCCGCGUCCGCGAGGGAGGUGCUGGAGCUGUUGCUCGACACGUUCCACGUGGUGUCCAAGGUCGAGAAGCUGAUCAAGGAGCUCCCGAGCGUGCCUGCCGAUUGGUCGAAUGGGGAUGUGAAUCCGGCGGAGAACGGAUCCCCCCUCAGUAACGGAGUGUCCUUGAGUCAUGCUGCCGAGAAUGGAACGAAUCUACGAGAGACUCAAAGCAUGCUUCUGGAGAGGAUUGCCAGUGAGAUGAAUCGGCUCAAGUUCUACAUAGCUCACGCACAGGUCUCUCUCUCUGUCUGUGUCUCUGUCUAUCUCUAUCGGCAAGUACAGGACCUACCUUUUGUUGAGAACAUGGAGAAGAGGAUUCAGAAUGCCAGCAGGCUGCUUGAUGCAAGCUUGGCUCAUUGUUUUGUAGAUGGGUUGGAGCAUCAAGAUGCCAAUGCAAUUUACAAUUGUCUACGUGCAUAUGCUGCUAUCGAUAACACCACUAGUGCUGAAGAAAUUUUCCGGACCACUGUCGUGGCUCCUGUGAUACAGAAAAUUAUUCCAUAUGGACAGUCCGGAGUGGCAGCAUCAGGAGAUGCGCUUGAAAGUGAUUACCAAUCAAUUAAGCAAAGUAUAAGAGAAGAUUGUAAAUUUUUACUGGAUAUUGCUUCCACAGAAAAUUCCGGCUUACAUGUAUUUGAUUUCUUGGCUAAUUCAAUCCUUAAAGAGGUUCUGGUUGCUAUUCAAAAGGCAAAGCCCGGUGCCUUUUCUCCAGGAAGACCCACAGAAUUCUUAAAAAACUACAAUUCAAGUCUCGAUUUUUUAGCUCAUCUGGAAGGCUACUGUCCAUCCAGAUCUGCUGUUGCUAAAUUUCGUGGAGAAGCAAUCUAUCUAGAGUUCAUGAAGCAAUGGAAUAUUGGGGUUUACUUUUCGUUAAGAUUGCAGGAGAUAGCAGGGGCAUUAGAUUCAGCACUUACGACAACUAGUCUUGUACCACUUCAGAAUCUAAGUCCUGACAAAGAAAGUCUGACGUUGAAGCAAAGUGUUACACUGUUGGAUAGCCUCAAAUCCUGCUGGAGAGAUGAUGUUCUCAUUCUCUCCUGCUCUGACAAGUUUCUGCGCUUAUCUUUGCAGCUUAUUUCCAGGUAUUCUAAUUGGUUGUCAUCUGGACUUGCCGCUCGCAAGAUGGGUGCUACGGGGUCGCAUCCCGGAUGUGAGUGGGCUAUCGCUGCUUCGCACGAUGACUUAAUCUAUGUUAUUCAUGAUGUACGUUUUCUUGCAAGAGAAGUCUGUGGUGAUUACCUGGGCCUUGUGCUUCAGCAUCUCUCUUCGUGCUCUGCCGAAGUUCAUGAUUCUGUGAAAGACAGCAUUUUGCAGGGAGGAAAAUCCUUGAAUGACAUUGUACCUUCAAUCAUCAAUGCAAUUGUGGAAGCUCUGGUUGAGAAGUCUGUUGAGGACUUAAGGCAGCUGAAGGGGAUAACAGCGACUUACCGGAUGACGAAUAAACCUCUUCCUGUCAGGCAUUCACCAUACGUAGCAGGCGUGUUGCGUCCCCUGAAGACUUUUCUGGAAGGCGAGCGUGCAAAUGCAUACUUGACUACAGAUGUUAGAAAUGCACUGCUACUGAGUGCUGCAACUGAGGUUACCGGCCGCUACAAUGAAUUGGCCUCUGACCUUGUUAAUGUGGCUAGGAAAACAGAAUCUUCGCUUCAAAGAAUACGUCAGGGUGCACAGAGACGAGCUGGAGCAAGCUCGGAUGUAUCAGAACAAAAUGUGUCUGACACGGAUAAGAUCUGUAUGCAGUUAUUCCUGGACAUUCAGGAGUAUGGGCGCAACCUUUCUGUGCUCGGAGUUGAAGCAGCUGAUAUCCCAGCGUAUCGUUCCUUAUGGCAGUGUGUUGCUCCUCCGGACAGGCAAAAUGUGAUCAGUUUCUAGAUCAUUUAGGCAUUUGACUUCUGGGUGCAAAGUUGGAUUAUAUCGUGUAAAAUAAGUUGCCUUUUUCACUUUCAUUGAGAACAGCUUCUUGUGGAUCUAUACUUGAGGGACUAAAAACUUUCACAGAGGGGAACAGUUUUGCACACUGGAUGUUUCAUUCGUUCGUAUACAAUGAAGAUCAUUUAAAAUCUUGUAGUAGAAA
This is a messenger RNA of Eucalyptus grandis, 2653 nucleotides long. RefSeq names its product conserved oligomeric Golgi complex subunit 2. Lineage: Eukaryota; Viridiplantae; Streptophyta; Magnoliopsida; Myrtales; Myrtaceae. The record is from RefSeq and is a predicted model, not a curated record. Gene Ontology annotation, biological process: protein transport; intra-Golgi vesicle-mediated transport; Golgi organization. Bases 121 to 2451 code for a protein of 776 amino acids. The transcript is spliced from 11 exons. Gene Ontology annotation, cellular component: membrane; COG complex.